UGUUUUGUACUACCUUUUGCGCCGCCUCCGCAGUUUUCGCGCGUUAAUGUCGAAGUUCGCGCGAAAAAACAGGCAAAGGGUUAUGUUGUGACUCCCUACUUCGGCGGGAACGUGCACUACAAGCGCAAAAUGUCACUGAUGAAGCAGACUGCUCUCACGCGCUAUUACGGCGUGAAGAAACAAGGUCCUGCGUUGAAGAACAAACGGACUACGUUCGGAGGCAGCGUCGACUCUUUGCGAACACCAAAGACGGUGCCUCGGGGCUUGAUCGCUGCCAAUUCAGAGCCGUAUGCCAGCUUGCCUCACAAGAGAAGACGCAUCGAUGCUGCUGAGAAAACGCCGGUGUCGUCGAAGCAAGGUGACUGUUUGCCACUUCGGCGACCCCCUACUUCUGUUCGCAAGCGCCUUCUUCUCCAUGAAGAUGUUGGCGGAGCCGACAUCACGAAAACCAGCGCUACCCUGCCGUCUUCACUGCUUGAAGAGACGGAGAAGAAGCCAGGCACACCGCUGAAGCAGGCGCCUGACAAAACAGAGAAUCUGAAGAGCGCCGUCAUGAAAAGGCUUAUGGCGUCCGGCAAACUGCAAGAGCUGCAGGAUAGGCUGAAGGCUAUCGACAGCGCGCAGACUGCUCUUAACAAUGUGCAGGCAGCGAAGAAAACCCAAGAACAAGCCGCGAAAAGUCCGGCAUAUGAGCGCUUUCACCACCUUACAGAGCCACAGCCAACGGGCCUGACCCUUCCGUACAGCUACAAAGAACUGGUCGAAAUAUUUCGGUGCUGUGACACAAUCGUUAGUAUGUUGUUCAACAGAAAGGAAGUUUGCACGUUUGACAAACUGAAGCGCUCUGUUGAGGAGAUGUCAAAGAAAAGCUUCUGCAAGGCCAAACUCGGUCAGAUCACAGCAAUCUUCCCAGAUGCAUACAUUUUAAGUCAAGAGAAAUUGCAGCAGCGAGGACUCACCGACAGUGGCUACCAUCUGGUAGUGACACCACGUUUGCCCCCGGAAAGCUCAAAGUUGCUCACUGCAGCCCAUCUUCUGCACCGCAGAAAGCAGUUUCACUCCCUUCUACUGUCAUCUGUGAAAAUGCACCAUGAGAAGUUCCUUCAGAGUUUGGACCCACCCGUCAGUAUUGCCGGGGAUGCUUUAACCCGCUGGCAUCCGAAGUUUCCCUUGGAUAGCGUACCCUCCAUAUGUCCAACACCUCUGCCAGAGUCGCCGCUGAAGAAAUCCUGCACCUCAGCACAGGAUGUGCUGGACAAAGUCAAGGGAAGGCUCGGUGAGCGCAUUGAAAAAGCAUUGUUGAGCUUGAAUGCAGACCAGCGGACAACUAUUAAUGCGCCGCCGUCACAGAGUAACAACGUGGCCAGCACAUGCUUGAAAGGCAUAUCUGAGGAUCUUCUUGCCCGAAUUCGUGAACGAGAGUCAUUCAAACUUGUGAAAGAAAUGACACUUCGACCAGAGGAUGAAAAAGAGCGAGCAGAACUCGCUAAGCUUCCAGAGUUCAUCAGAAUCACACGGUCCCACUUCCUUGCUGAGCAGAAGGCAGCUAUACCGAAGGAUGACCUUGUGCAGAAGAUCAGAGAAAGCUUUUCAUCUAUUCAGGGAGUGGCUGAAGUGGAGUCCCUCAUCAUUCUUGCUUCAAAAGUGCUCCCUGAUUGGUUUAAGGUGCUAACUAUCCGGCGCGGCACAUUUGUAAAGAUUGUGAAGGAGACUGAUAUUAAUGGUCUCGUUGCACGUGUAACUAACAAGCUGCAGCAGUGAAGCUAACGUGGAUAUUACACGCUGCUGUUUUUAAUCAACACAUUGUAUUCAUGUGCAGUACGAGCAGAUGGCAUCUUUUUAUGUUAUACUGUGAAAUAGGCAACAUGUUAUCAAUGUCAUGCAUCGUAUGUACGUAUUGUGCAUUUCAUUGAGCUACUUGUAGUGCCUUUCACUUUUUCAUGCUUUUUGUAUCAUGGUUUUGCACAUUUUAAACGUUUUAUACAAUACUUUACACAUUUCAUAUGGCUUUUUAUACCACCUAGGUGUGAUGUUUUUUCGUUGGAAAGCCACACCUUGUGUAUCAUGUAUACUUGCACAACUUUAUUGUAACUGCUCAUGCUUAUACUUUAUAUCUGUUCAUGCCCAUGGUUUCUUCAAGUGAAAUAAAGUAUACAAUUUGAUGAUUAGA
This is a messenger RNA of Rhipicephalus sanguineus (brown dog tick), 2170 nucleotides long. RefSeq names its product DNA replication factor Cdt1 (gene dup). Gene Ontology annotation, biological process: DNA replication preinitiation complex assembly; regulation of DNA-templated DNA replication initiation; DNA replication checkpoint signaling. The record is from RefSeq and is a predicted model, not a curated record. Gene Ontology annotation, cellular component: nucleus. NCBI's taxonomy places the organism in Eukaryota, Metazoa, Arthropoda, Arachnida, Ixodida, Ixodidae. Gene Ontology annotation, molecular function: DNA binding; DNA polymerase binding. Bases 130 to 1761 code for a protein of 543 amino acids. The transcript has a single exon.